This is a messenger RNA of Frankliniella occidentalis (western flower thrips), 3152 nucleotides long. It is a transcript of the gene Cdk9, whose product is annotated as cyclin-dependent kinase 9. The record is from RefSeq and is a predicted model, not a curated record. The coding region runs from base 978 to 2111 and encodes 377 amino acids. Gene Ontology annotation, biological process: protein phosphorylation. Gene Ontology annotation, molecular function: cyclin-dependent protein serine/threonine kinase activity; ATP binding. The transcript is spliced from 8 exons. NCBI's taxonomy places the organism in Eukaryota, Metazoa, Arthropoda, Insecta, Thysanoptera, Thripidae. Gene Ontology annotation, cellular component: nucleus.
ACAGCAGUGCCUACAGAGACACCUCCUGCAGCCCCUACGGCAGUGCCUACAACAGUGUCUACAGCGUCUACGGGAGCACCUGCUACAUCGCCUACUGACGUUACGGUACCUACAGAUGCGCCUACUUCGGCACCUUCACUUGCAACCACAGUGCCUACGCCUGCGACGACCGCUGAUGAGACGCCCAUCACGUCGACCACGGAAACGGCAGCCAGGACUGUACCGUUGGCCGAGGAUGACGUUGAUACCACUACACCAAGUCUUCUACCUACGACCACAAUAGAACUGACUCCAGCUCCCUCAGCUGCGACGACGGUGACUGGCUAGAUGACUUUCGUUUCGACGCCAGCUGAAACGAUAUCGGGUGCAUUUGUUGCAUUUGGUGCAUUUACUGCUUAAACCUGAAGGAGUUAUCAGUGCACCCUACCCUCGACCUGUGCAGUCAGGGGGAAUUCCACAUUAGCGGCAUAUGCACGCUCCAAUUAUUCGUUCAUAUCUUGGAACACUAUCGAAAGUGUCUAGUGGUUUUCAAUGCUCUCCAUAUCCUUCACACACACCUUUACUCCAUGUACUCAAUGUGGAUGGAUAUAGGGCUGGGUGGCCGCAUCGGUUGCUCGUAGCCGUGUAGCCUCUCCGUGGCUGUGCUACGUCCGCGCCAUCUAUCGAGCUCGAUGUCAUGCCUGCUGUCACUAAGUCUCCCUUGUGUCACGCCUGAACAAGAGACGACCAGCAGCGCCCUCUAUGGUCAUGUGGCAGUCCAAUGUUUUUUGCUGUUGUUCUUCUUGUUGUUGUUAGUUUACUUAGAUUUGGAUUUUGUUUUGGAAGGAAAGUGUCAGUGAUCUAGUGAUCUGAUCACGGACAUUGAAACGGAUUAAAAAAAAUGAAAAGUCUUGCAGAAAUUUUAACGUAGAUUAUUUCCCUGCUCUCUCAGCCACUCUGCCAAAGGUUGAAGUAUAUUUGUUCACACUGCUGUUAAAAUGAAUAUUAAAGAACGUGAAAAGUACAUAGAGGAGUUUGACUUUCCACAUUGCGACGAUGCUACGAAAUACGAGAAAGUGGCCAAAAUCGGUCAAGGUACUUUUGGAGAGGUGUUCAAAGCCAAGGAACGGAAGAACCCUAAAAAAUUUGUAGCUAUGAAAAAGGUUUUGAUGGAUAAUGAAAAAGAGGGGUUUCCUAUUACUGCUCUUCGAGAAAUACGUAUUCUUCAACUUUUGAAACAUGAAAAUGUGGUUAAUCUCAUAGAAAUAUGUAGGACUAAAGCUAAUGCCACCAAUAGAUAUAGGUCAACGUUUUACCUUGUAUUUGACUUCUGUGAACAUGAUUUAGCUGGACUUCUCUCCAAUGUAAAUGUUAAAUUUAAUUUAGGGGAAAUUAAGAAAGUAAUGCAGCAGCUUUUAAAUGGGUUAUAUUAUAUUCACAGCAACAAAAUUCUACACAGAGACAUGAAAGCUGCAAAUGUGCUCAUCACUAAAAAUGGUAUACUGAAACUUGCAGAUUUUGGUCUAGCCAGGGCUUUCAGUAUUAGUAAAAAUGGGACUGCUAAUAGGUACACUAAUCGGGUGGUAACACUGUGGUACAGACCCCCUGAACUCCUGCUGGGUGACCGGAAUUAUGGUCCUCCCGUAGAUCUGUGGGGUGCGGGCUGUAUCAUGGCUGAAAUGUGGACUCGUAGCCCUAUCAUGCAAGGAAACACUGAACAACAGCAACUCACACUUAUUAGCCAAUUGUGUGGAUCAAUAACAACUGAUGUAUGGCCUGGUGUAGAAAAUCUGGAUCUCUUUUCCAGAAUGGAACUUCCACGGAAUCAGAAGCGGAAGGUUCGAGAACGUCUAAAGCCGUAUGUUAAGGAUCCGUAUGCUUGUGACCUGUUGGAUAAACUACUAAUUUUGGAUCCAAGUAAACGAAUCGAUUCAGACUCUGCUCUGAACCAUGAUUUCUUUUGGUGUGAUCCUAUGCCUGGUGAUCUGUCAAAAAUGCUUGCCCAACACACACAGAGCAUGUUUGAGUACACAGCUCCUCCCAGGAGAGCUGGCCACAUGCGUCCUCACCAUCAUCAACCCAUCCAGAAGCCUUCCCAUAUGGACUCUGGAUACCAAGACCGAGUUUUCUGAGUACCGCCAGCUCCCCCCCUGAUGCACGGAGCCUCCUCUGAAGUAAAGAGGGAGCAUUCUCGUCCAUCAUGGUGGGUUCCUUCUCGGGAGGGGAGCGCGGCCGACAUGAAUUCGCCGCUCAAAAAGCAAAAGUUCCAAGCCAAGAAACCAACUCGUUACACUCCAGGCGCUGGACUGGUGCCUGCUGAAGCCCCGGUGUGCUCGCUAACGCCCACGAUCCAGGGGGUUUCGGGGGUUUCCCAGUCCAGUUUGCCUCUACCACUGCCAGCAGGGCCCACGGGUCCCCUAGGAAGACCACUGUCGCCCCCUGCAGCCCCUACUCCUGGACGUGGCCGAUCGGGGGGACCAAAUUGUACCACAGCUCGACGUCCACACACUGAUCAACAAAUUGUAGAUGACAAACUACAACCAAAGUAGGAGGAUUUUACUACAUGCUAUGUAUGCUUUUUUGUUGUCUGAUAGAUUUAACUGUUAAUUGUUAGUGUAAAAUAUGAUAUGCAUCCUAAUAGAGGUCUUUGUUGUUCUUCUAAAAUUUAAGGAAAUUUAAAUGUAUAUGGUAUGCACUGUUAAACUUGUUAAACUUGUAAUAUUUCAAUGUGUGGUUAAGAUGGUGCUUGUUAUAAUUUAUGCAAGUGACCAUUGUACUGAAACAUGUAUUCUUGAAGAUCCUUCAUUCAUAUAUAACAAUGUCAUACUUCCUGUACUUUGCAAGGAGCUCAUCUGACUGAAUCUUCACUCUGUAAAUUAUAAUUCCUGAUAUUUCUUACCCAUUUACUCAUGAUUUGUGCAUUGUAAUGAUAAUUGUUUAUUAUAUAGCUGUAAAAAGUUGUCACAGUUUUCUCUUUUUUAUUUAAAAUGAUUUCAAUCAUUUCAGCCAAAAAAGUGGACCACUAUUGUUAACACUUGUUAACCUGUAAAUAUCAGGAAUCCUCCUCAUGCUUCUUUUGUUCUUAUUUUGUACAUUUAAGAUGUAGUCUUCCUCCAUAUUGUGUUUGAAUAGACUAAUAUUUAACACAGCAAUAAAGUUGGAUUCUUGGCAUA